CACGGCCGCCGGAAGAGGAAGUGUCGCCGCUGAACGCUCCCUCGCUCGUCCGAAUUCGGUGGCGCCACGUCCGCCGGUCUCCGCCUUCUGCACCCCCCAGCUCCGGCGGAUUUCGCCUCGACACCGUCCAGUGGCGGAGCCGGCCGCGUGGUGAGGGGCCGGGACAGGGCGUCGGGCGGCUGUGCGCACCCUGGCCACCUAAAGCGGGCGAAGAUGUCGGACAUUGGGGACUGGUUCAGGAGCAUUCCGUCCAUCACGCGUUACUGGUUCGCCGCCACUGUCGCGGUGCCCUUGGUCGGGAAACUCGGUCUCAUUAGCCCGGCCUACUUCUUCCUUUGGCCCGAAGCCUUCAUCUAUCGCUUCCAGAUUUGGAGGCCAAUCACUGCCACCUUUUAUUUCCCUGUGGGUCCAGGAACUGGAUUUCUUUAUUUGGUCAAUUUGUAUUUCUUAUAUCAGUAUUCUACACGACUUGAAACAGGAGCUUUCGAUGGAAGACCAGCAGACUAUUUAUUCAUGCUCCUCUUCAACUGGAUUUGCAUCGUGAUUACUGGCUUAGCAAUGGAUAUGCAGUUGCUGAUGAUUCCGCUGAUCAUGUCAGUACUUUAUGUGUGGGCCCAGCUGAACAGGGACAUGAUUGUGUCAUUUUGGUUUGGAACGCGAUUUAAGGCUUGCUAUUUACCUUGGGUUAUCCUUGGAUUCAACUAUAUCAUCGGAGGCUCGGUAAUCAAUGAGCUCAUUGGAAAUCUCGUUGGACAUCUCUAUUUCUUCCUAAUGUUCAGAUACCCGAUGGAUUUGGGAGGAAGGAAUUUUCUCUCCACACCUCAGUUUUUGUACCGAUGGCUGCCCAGCAGGAGAGGAGGGGUGUCUGGAUUCGGCGUGCCCCCUGCAAGCAUGAGGCGAGCUGCUGAUCAGAACGGUGGAGGCGGGAGACAUAACUGGGGACAGGGCUUCCGACUUGGGGACCAGUGAUGGAGUGGCCUCUGGCCUGCUCCCCCCCCAGCCGCUCUGCUCACGAUGAAGUUUCCUCCCAGUGCUGGGCGCGCUUAACAACCGAGUUCUAGCUAACGCUGUUGGACCUGACCCACACUGAAUGUAGUCUUUCAGUCCAAGACACACUUUUUAAAUCCUGAAGAAAAAAUAUAAGUGUUCCUCCAGUUUCAUGAGUCCCAUUCAACUCCUUCCUGCUAUGAAGAACAAAUAUCAACCGUGCAAAUCGCAGAACUGACUGUAAUUUUUGGCGUCUUCCUUUGUUCUGUCUUGAAUAACGGGGUCCCGGCAGCAGCUCUUGGUCUGCUGGUACGCAGCGUGGUGUCCAGGGGAGGGUCACCAGACCUUUGUCAAAGGGACUGUUCUCUCUUACACACAUGCCACCUCCCUCCUCUUCCCAGCCCCCAAGAUUCGCAGCUAGAGGAGUUGCCCAGAAAGUGGCUCUGCCUUUGACAAGCUCUCUUAUUUAUUGACUUUUGCCAAGGCGUCACCGAGAACUGAUCCCCACCACUCACCCCCCUGGGUGGCAGAACGCUCUCACAGUAGGGAGAAGACUGGAGCGGCCGAUGAAGAGCUCUCUCAGCUUCUGGAAUCGCUGUGACCUGCCAUCAGUGCAGUCGGUCACCACCUCUUCAGAGGUCUUCGGACAAAAAGCACCACCUAGGGCAGUCACAGACGGGGCUAGUGGGCGGGGGGGGGGGGGGCAGGGGGUGGCUAACAGACAGUUUCCCGGUGCAUCGCUGACCUUGGUGGGCAGAAGUCCAGACCCUUUUGCAUCUCACAGGGAGGGCAUACUGGCUUGGGCCACACCCAGCAAAACGGAAUUGUGCUCCAGAAAGUUCCAGAUCACAUCGAGCAUAGACUGAUGCUCUCUCUGAGAGGUUAGCCCCUAGGUGUUGAUACCAUUUUAUUCUCAGUACAUGUAAAUUGAAUAGAGGGAGGGAAGAGCUUUAUAUCCCGGAUUGAAAUUCUCUUUCUCUCUUUCUCUCUCCCUAACACACACACACGCGCGCGCGCACACACACACACUCUCUCUCUCACACACACACACACACACACACACACACACAUAUCAAAGCACAUUACUUAAUUUGGGGUUGGGUUGUGAUGCCUUGAGAAUCUGUGUCUGGGAGCCUUGACUACUCUGAGUCAUGAAUGUAUUUCAGGAGCAGCUUAGGUGCCCGUGACCCCCCCGUCCUCUGCGGGCUCUCUCCACCAGGGUAAGGCUUGUCCAAAUAAAAGGUUUUCUUGAUGGCUUACAGUGUUUUUCACAGCUCUUCAUGGUUUUCUAUUCCACAGGCAGCUCACCAGGAGCUGGGUCCAGUGGGCAUCAGUUUCCUGGCAGGAAACGCAGGGCCCCCAGACUCCCAGUAGCUGUGACGUGUGUCCCCCUGUGGAGUGGGGUUUGGAGAGGGCUCCUCACGAAAGGCUGUGUGUGCCCCUCCAUGCUCAGGUGGCUGAGUAGGAGGCUGUCUCCACAGCCUCUCAGGAGCCGCGUGUGCCGGAGGAGUGAGCAGCCCCGUGAGCAGACUCCUCGGAAGGUGACAGGGUCCCGAAUUCAGGGCGCCUGUUCCUUAGAUUCUCCCUCUUAGACACCUGAGGGGGCCCGUCAUUUUAUAGCUCUUGUCGCGAUGACCCUCGUUACUAUUUUUGGGAAAUAAUUCGAACUAAGCUGUUUGGAGAUCGGAUUUGGCAAGGCCCAGGCAAGCCAAUGGAUUCUCUAUGAGUUUAAAAAAUAAAUAAAUCCUUAUUUUGUACAGAGAAAUUCCCUUUUUGUAACUAAUCCUUUUUAUUGGCAAAAAUUGUAAAUUAAAAUAUACAACUUGA
Molecule: messenger RNA, 2814 nt
Organism: Sorex araneus (European shrew)
Lineage: Eukaryota; Metazoa; Chordata; Mammalia; Eulipotyphla; Soricidae
Gene: DERL1
Product: derlin 1
Exons: 8
Coding region: 214-969 (251 amino acids)
Biological process (GO): endoplasmic reticulum unfolded protein response
Cellular component (GO): endoplasmic reticulum membrane; Hrd1p ubiquitin ligase ERAD-L complex
Molecular function (GO): misfolded protein binding; ubiquitin-specific protease binding
Source: RefSeq, a predicted model, not a curated record